This is a messenger RNA of Sinocyclocheilus grahami, 4108 nucleotides long. Its product is annotated as SLIT-ROBO Rho GTPase-activating protein 3-like. The transcript has 22 exons. The coding region runs from base 439 to 3735 and encodes 1098 amino acids. Gene Ontology annotation, biological process: signal transduction. The record is from RefSeq and is a predicted model, not a curated record. NCBI's taxonomy places the organism in Eukaryota, Metazoa, Chordata, Actinopteri, Cypriniformes, Cyprinidae.
UGUUUUUUGCUUUGCCGCUGAGAUUCUAAUGCAACGGAGCCCAAUCAAGCUCAGAUUAUGCCAUCUCCCAACUCAUCCUUCCAGAGCACGCGGACCUGAGGACCACAUAAACGGCAUGGGCACAACGCCGCAUCGUUCAUACCGAAACCUCUUCUUGUAGACAGGAAUUGUAUUUUCUUCAGUCACUUCAGAUGGCAGAUCUUGAGCAAGGAGGAGCAGCCUCUCCCCGAGCCCAGCAGCUCUUCUGAACGCGAGGGAUCUGAGAAAGCGCAGGUGUGCCCGGGGUGCUUCCAGCUGCACUUGUGCUUAUUCUUAAGUAUCAGGAUUACCAGCAGAUGUAAACUGAAGGACACUUCUGAUAGGUACCGGUGAGGAAGAAGGGAGCUAGCGCGCAAGGCUCAACAUAUCACUGGAUUCUACAUUUAUACCUCAAGAAAAAUGUCAUCUCAGACGAAGAUCAAGAAGGACAAGGAGAUCAUUGCGGAGUAUGAAACGCAAGUGAAAGAGAUCCGUAAUCAGUUGGUGGAGCAGUUCAAGUGCCUGGAGCAGCAAUCAGAGGCUCGGAUCCAGCUGUUGCAGGACCUGCAGGAGUUUUUUCGGCGCAAAGCCGAGAUUCAACUGGAGUAUUCUCGCAGUCUGGAGAAACUGGCUGAAAGGUUCUCAUCAAAGAUUCGCGGGCCAAGGAAAGAACAACACCUUCUCUCUUCAGUAAACUGCUGGUAUCUGGUUUUGAACCAGACACGAAGAGAAAGCAGAGAUCAUGCCACACUUAACGACAUCUACAUUAAUAAUGUCAUUGUUCGCCUGGCUCAGAUCAGCGAGGAUGUCAUCCGGCUCUUCAAAAAGAGUAAAGAAAUUGGCAUUCAGAUGCAUGAGGAGCUGGUGAAAGUGACAAACGAGCUGUAUACUGUGAUGAAGACGUAUCACAUGUACCACACGGAGAGCAUCAGUGCAGAAAGCAAACUGAAGGAGGCCGAGAAACAAGAAGAGAAGCAGUUUAGCAAAUCUGGAGACCUCAAUGUCAACCUCCUGCGCCACGAGGACAGACCCCAGCGCCGCAGCUCGGUCAGGAAGAUUGAGAAGAUGAAGGAGAAGAGGCAAGCCAAGUACUCCGAGAACAAACUGAAAUGCACAAAAGCCCGCAAUGACUAUUUAUUGAAUCUGGCAGCCACCAACGCUGUCGUGGCGAAAUAUUACAUCCACGAUGUUUCGGAUAUGAUUGAUUGCUGUGACCUCGGGUAUCAUGCUAGCUUGGCACGCACAUUAAGGACAUAUCUGUCUGCGGAGUACAACCUGGAGACCUCUCGCCAUGAGGGACUGGAUAUCAUUGAGAACGCUGUGGACAACCUGGACCCUCGUAGCGACAAGCACAAGAUCAUGGACAUGUACAAUCAGGUCUUUUGCCCACCCAUGCGCUUUGAGUUUCUGCCGCACAUGGGAGAUGAGGUGUGCCAGGUGAGUGCCCAGCAGCCAGUCCAGACUGAACUUCUGAUGCGUUACCACCAGCUGCAGUCCCGCUUGGCCACGCUCAAGAUUGAGAAUGAGGAGGUGCGCAAGACCCUGGAUGCCACCAUGCAGACCUUACAAGACAUGCUGACAGUGGAGGACUUUGAUGUUUCAGAUGCCUUCCAGCACAGCCGAUCCACGGAGUCCAUCAAAUCAGUGGCUUCUGAGAAUUACAUGAGCAAAUUAAACAUUGCUAAGAGACGAGCCAAUCAGCAGGAGACGGAAGUCUUCUACUUCACUAAAUUCAAGGAGUACCUGAACGGCAGUAACCUCAUCAUUAAGCUGCAGGCCAAGCAUGACCUGCUGAAACAGACUCUGGGGGAAGGAGAAAGAGCUGAUUGUGGAACUACAAGACCCCCAACCCUUCCCCCGAAACCACAGAAAUUGCGGAAACCAAGGCCUCGUUCCAUCUAUAACCAUAAGCUGUUUAAUGGCAAUAUGGAGAGUUUCAUUAAGGACUCAGGUCAACCCAUUCCUCUGGUGGUGGAGAGCUGUAUUCGAUACAUUAAUCUAUAUGGGCUGCAGCAACAAGGCAUAUUCCGAGUUCCUGGAUCUCAGGUGGAAGUCAACGAUAUUAAAAAUUCAUUUGAAAGAGGUGAGGACCCACUGGUUGAUGAUCAGAGCGAUCAUGACAUCAACUCUGUGGCUGGUGUUCUCAAGCUGUAUUUCAGAGGGCUGGAGAACCCUCUUUUCCCCAAGGAGCGCUUCCUGGAUUUGAUCUCCACCAUCAAGCUUGAAUCAUCUGCGGAAAGAGCCCACCACAUCCAGCAGAUCAUCGUCACCCUUCCUCGUACCAUCAUCAUUGUCAUGCGAUACCUGUUUGCUUUUCUAAAUCAUCUGUCCCAGUACAGUGAUGAGAACAUGAUGGACUCAUAUAACCUUGCCAUCUGUUUUGGACCCACUCUGAUGCCCAUCCCGGAUGGUCAGGACCCUGUGGCCUGUCAGGCUCAUGUAAAUGAGGUCAUCAAGACCAUCAUCGUCCACCACGAGGUCAUCUUCCCCAGCCCACGUGAGCUAGAUGGCCCUGUCUAUGAGAAAUGUAUGACUGGAGGAGAGGAGUACUGUGACAGUCCUCACAGUGAACCAGGCACCAUUGAUGAAGUGGACAACUGCACCGAACCACACACGAGCGAUGAUGGUACAGACAUUUAUGCAUUCAUUCAGUGCUUUUUGCAUGCUCUGGAUGAUGCGUUCUCUGAUAGUCUGAGUCAGAAGGCUGACAGCGAGGCCAGCAGUGGACCUUUACUGGACGAUAAAGCCUCAUCCAAAAAUGAUCUGCAGUCCCCGUGUGAACCUUCGCCUGAUUACAACUUCGGCGGGGUCAUGGGCCGGGAUGAUGCGUUCUCUGAUAGUCUGAGUCAGAAGGCUGACAGCGAGGCCAGCAGUGGACCUUUACUGGACGAUAAAGCCUCAUCCAAAAACGAUCUGCAGUCCCCGUGUGAACCUUCGCCUGAUUACAACUUCGGCGGGGUCAUGGGCCGGGUUAGGUUGCGUUCGGAUGGGUCUGCCAUUCCUCGGCGCCGCAGUGGCACCGACUCUCACAGUCCUCCCCGAGACACACCGCCGCGGGCCACCGCCUACGCCAGCAGCCCCCACAAGGUGGCGGUCAGUAGAGGCCACAUAGAGAGUCCUGAGAAGAGACGUUUGGGAACCUUUGGCAGUGCAGGCAGCAUUAACUACCCUGAGAGAAAGGUCUAUCCUGAGGGUCACCCGCUCAGGCCUUUGCCAGGAGCAACAAGACACAGCAGCCUAGGAGACCACAAGUCUUUGGAGGCUGAGGCUUUAGCAGAGGAUAUUGAGAAGACAAUGAACACCGCACUUCAUGAGCUCCGUGAAUUGGAACGCCAAAACACAGCCAAACAAGCUCCCGACGUUGUUCUGGAUACGUUAGAACCGCUCAAGAACCCUAUGAGCUCAGAGCCAGCGAGCCCCUUACACACCAUCAUAAUCCGAGACCCGGACGCGGCCCUGAGACGCAGCAGCAGCUCCACUACGGAGAUGAUGACCACCUUUAAACCGGCGCUGUCCGCCAGAUUGGCCGGAGCCCAGCUCAGACCUCCACCUAUGAGACCCAUGCGACCACCGCCCACGCAGCACCGCUCCAGCAGCUCCAGCUCCUCUGGGGUGGGAAGCCCUGCCGUGACCCCCACAGAGAAGAUCUUUUCAAACAACGCGAGCAACGCUGCAGCUUCCUCCACCAACUCUGGCGAGAACCCCGGGACCAUGUAGCAGCAGCAGCAGCAGGCCCGUGGUGCGCUGGUGAGGGCUAGAUGCUCAUUCCAGGAAGGAAGUUCAGGAGUGCUAUUUCGUUUCUGAAUUGAUUUUUUGAUACUUUGAGAGUUCUAGAAAUGCAGCUGAGCUGUGGCCUAGUGGUUUGACGUGUUGAGCCUGGUUGUGGAUGAUGUGAAUCGAGUCUGGCUCAGGUGAUUUUCCCAUUCCAUUCCGUUGUUCUCAUCAUUUCCUGCCCUCUCUGUGAAAAAAAAUAAAUAAAAAUACAAGGGAUAAAAGACAAUUCCAGGGAAAAUUUCAUGCUAUGAUAAAAAGAAGGUUGAAAAAAAAGAUAAAUUCCUCUUUUUAUUAUUAUUUUUACCUCAGAAUUACU